AACACCGAAAAUGCCAAAACAGAAAUAAAAAUGUUCCAACCACCAGCGCCCUCUGUAUUUACUGUCAUCCCAUAUCUGGCAUUUUAAUUUUAGAAUUUUUGGCAAAAAUAAUUCCAACAUUGGGCGCAUCCCCCAAACUCCAAAAUGUCAAAACCAGGAACCUCUUCAGAGACUCAAAAACAAAUAGCCCUUAAAACCUGGGAAAUAGCCAACAAAGUCGAAAUGGUCAACUCAGUCGACGACAUUUACAGAUACGACAAAAAGCAGCAACAAGACAUCCUCGCAGCCAAACCCUGGGAAAAAGACCCCCAUUUCUUCAAAGAUAUCAAGAUUUCGGCGUUGGCGCUUCUCAAAAUGGUAAUGCACGCUCGUUCUGGGGGCACUCUCGAAGUGAUGGGUCUAAUUUUGGGAAAAGUUGACGGUAAUACCAUGUUUGUGAUGGAUUCGUUUGCUUUGCCUGUUGAGGGGACUGAAACACGGGUAAACGCGCAAGCACAGGCGUACGAGUACAUGAGUUCGUAUAUAGAAGCGGCGAAGUUGGUAGGAAGACAGGAAAAUGCAAUUGGGUGGUAUCAUAGCCAUCCAGGUUAUGGUUGUUGGUUGUCUGGGAUUGAUGUAGGGACUCAGAUGUUGAAUCAGAAUUUCCAGGAGCCGUUUGUGGCUAUUGUGAUAGAUCCGGUGCGCACGAUUUCGGCAGGGAAAGUAUGUUUAGGGGCUUUUAGGACGUACCCUAAGGGGUAUAAGCCCGCGAAUGAAGAACCGUCGGAGUACCAGACUAUUCCUUUAAAUAAAAUAGAGGAUUUUGGGGUACAUUGCAAGCAAUACUAUUCUUUGGAAGUUUCGUAUUUUAAGUCGUCACUCGAUAGACGGUUGUUGGACUCACUUUGGAAUAAAUAUUGGGUGAAUACUUUGAGUUCUUCCAGCUUGUUAACAAACGCUGAUUAUACGACGGGGCAAAUUUUCGAUUUGAGUGAGAAGUUGGAACAAUCGGAGGCUGCUAUAGGACGUGGAGGGUUUAUAGUUGGAGGGACGGAUCCUCAUGAGAAGAGGACUGAAGAUAAGUUAUUGAAAGCGACGAAAGAUAGCUGCAAGACCACGAUUGAGAUUAUUCACGGAUUGAUGGCGCAGAUGAUCAAAGACAGACUUUUCAAUAGCACUUCUCUCAAUAAUACAUCAAAUUGAUUUGGUUUCCUGUUUUAAUUUUUUAAAUCUUAGAAUAUUUAUUUCUGUAAGUUGGCAAUUGGAGUCCGCGUGUAUUCUUGGUUGCCUAUAUAAUACUAAAUAAAUUUUUACUUACACUGG
Molecule: messenger RNA, 1302 nt
Organism: Zophobas morio
Lineage: Eukaryota; Metazoa; Arthropoda; Insecta; Coleoptera; Tenebrionidae
Gene: CSN5
Product: COP9 signalosome complex subunit 5
Exons: 3
Coding region: 145-1182 (345 amino acids)
Biological process (GO): protein deneddylation
Cellular component (GO): COP9 signalosome; cytoplasm
Molecular function (GO): metallopeptidase activity; protein binding; deNEDDylase activity
Source: RefSeq, a predicted model, not a curated record